Molecule: messenger RNA, 5478 nt
Organism: Nymphalis io (European peacock)
Lineage: Eukaryota; Metazoa; Arthropoda; Insecta; Lepidoptera; Nymphalidae
Gene: Vgn
Product: vitellogenin-like
Exons: 7
Coding region: 30-5360 (1776 amino acids)
Biological process (GO): lipid transport
Molecular function (GO): lipid carrier activity
Source: RefSeq, a predicted model, not a curated record
GCUUGGCUUGGAUUGGUUUGUUCGUCAACAUGAAGAUCUGGGUCCUAGCGGCCGUUAUUGUGGCCGUGUCUUCGGGCCGCCUCAAGCUAAAUAGCGAAGGAGAAACAUCCCAAUGGCUUUGGGAAGCCGGUAAAUUGUACCGUUAUGAUGUCGAAACACAUACUUUGGCACACCAAAUGGAAGGCGCUAGUACUGGAAACUCCUUUAAAGCCCGUUUUACUGUUCGAGUAAAGGCUCCUGGACAUCUUCAGGCUAAAUUUGAAAAUGCGCAAAAUGCUCAAGUUCAUCAAGAACUAAAGCGCCACGAGCCAAUGCCUGGGGAUCUCAAAUACCAGCCCGUUCCGAACUUUGACAAGCCUUUCGAAAUCUUUUAUGAAGGUGGUAGAGUAGUCUCACUUAGUUUACCAUCUUCGGUCUCCCUUGCUCAAGAGAAUUUGGUAAAGGGUCUUAUUGGUGCACUUCAAGUAGAUUUAUCUACCUAUCGCAAUGUACAUAGUUCCCAUGACACUUACGACAAGGAAAGUCAACAGGGCUUGUUCAGGAAAAUGGAGGCUGACGUCACUGGCGAUUGCGAGACUCUUUACACAGCGUCUCCAGCUCCUCCUGAAUGGAGACGUGAACUCCCAGCAUUUACUGAAGAGGAAGAUCCCAUUGAAAUCACUAAAAGUAAAAACUAUGGUCAUUGCCAUCAUAGAGUUGAUUAUCAUUUCGGUGUUCCCGAAGGUGCUGAGUGGACCGGUACUGCACACAAACCUAGAAAGGAACAGUUUAUAAAACGAGCUACACUUUCAAGAAUACUUGUUGGUAAGAAUGGUCCCAUCUAUAAGGCUGAGACAACCAGUACCGUUAACGUGCACCCUCAUCUAUUUGGCAAGCAAAAAGCUGAAGUCCACAGUAAGGUCAGUUUCCAAUUAGUUUCGUUCGAACAAGAUUCGGAGGCUGAGUGGUCACAAUCUGAAGGUAAUCGUGAAAUACCCAGUCUUCUGUACUCUUUGAACUCAAAACCAAGAGAUAUUAAUGAGGAUAGUUCAUCGUCUUCUGCAUCCCACGAAUCAGUUGAACAACUAAGCCACAGUAAAAAAUACUCCCGUAAUCGUCGCUCAGUGAAACCAAAUAUGGUUGUAUCUAUCAAUAAGAUGAUUGUUAAAAAUCGCAAUGAUAAAUCAGAUUCCUCAAGUUCCAGCGAAUCUGCUUCUGCCUACGUCAAUGACGAUAUUCCUAAAAACAAUGAACCUGCAUAUGCAGCUAUGUAUAUGAAUCCUCAGCCUCACGGUGAUAAGAAACAGAAUCCAAUGAACGCUCAAAAGCUUGUACAAGAGAUUGCACAACAAUUACAGAAUCCAAACAAUAUGCCAAAAUCAGAUUUCCUUUCCAAAUUCAACAUUCUCGUUCGCGUCAUUGCUUCAAUGAGCUACGGUCAACUUAGUCAAACAAGUCGCAGCAUUGAAAUCGCCAAGUCAAGCAAUGAUAAUGUUAAAUUAGACAUGUGGAUGAUCUACAGAGACGCAGUGACACAAGCUGGUACAUCUCCAGCGUUCCAACAAAUCAAAACAUGGAUUGAAAAUAAAAAGAUUGAAGGAGAAGAAGCGGCUGAAGUGGUUGCGGUUCUCGCUAGAUCUCUACGUUACCCAACCAAAGAAACGAUGACUCAGUUCUUUGAACUUGCUAUGAGCCCAGAAGUUACCCAACAGACUUACCUUAAUAGCUCAGCCUUAAUUGCCGCCACCAAAUUCAUUAACAUGGGCCAAGUGAACAACGAAACUUCUCACCGUUUCUACCCUUCACAUAUGUACGGUCGUAUGGCCCGUAAACAUGACACUUUUGUUGUAGACGAAGUCCUUCCUCGUCUUAGUGCAGUAUUGAAACACGCUAUUGAACAAGGUGAUAGUCAUAAAUCGCAGGUAUAUGUUAAAGCUAUUGGUAAUCUCGGUCACCGUGCUAUCUUGGAUGUUUUCGCUCCAUACCUUGAAGGCAAAACUCAGGUAUCAACAUAUCUUAGAACGCAAAUUGUUGAGAACCUAAGAGUUUUAGCUAGACAAAGAGAUAGCCAUGUGCAGGCUGUACUAUACAGCAUUUUAAGAAAUACUGCUGAACCAUAUGAAGUAAGAGUAGCUGCAAUUCAAAAUAUAUUCAUGAGUCGUCCAUCAAGUGCCAUGAUGCAAGCAAUGGCGCAAAUGACUAAAGAAGAUCCAAGUAGACAUGUACGUGCUACUCUUAAGUCUGCGAUUUUAUCAGCUGCUGAACUUAAACAUCCAUAUUUCUCUGACCUGGCAAGAACGGCCGAAGCUGCGAAAGAUAUGGUUACAGAUGAAAGCUUUGGUAUGCAAGACUCUAAGAAGAAAUUCAUGCAAUUCAAUAACAAAGAAAAUGAUUAUGAUGAGAUGGGUAUCCAAACAAUAAUCGGUAGCAAAACUACCCUACUGCCUAAAACCUACCAAUAUUCGUGGAGAAAUAGAGUUAGGGGCUGGGAUGAAGAAAUUACGUACUAUUUCGCUACUUCUAAUAGACAAAAAACAGUUAACUUUUUCUUAAAUGAAGUUUAUGAGAGAAUUCAAAAGAGCCGCGACGUUAAAACACACAAAUAUUCAGCUCAAAAGAUAGCAGAUAUUCUAAACAUUGAAAAUAAUGACGACGAACUUUUGGAAGCAUCACUUUAUUUGGACUUCAUGAACCAACAACGAUUAUUCGCCUUCACUGAAAAUGAUAUUAAGGAAUUUGGUGUCCGGUUUGGCGAAUACUUAUCAAACUUGCCUAAUGGUAUCACCAAGCACUAUACCAAAGUUGUAAAUAUGAAACAAGUGUCAGUGAUGUUCCCCGUGGCUGCUGGUGUUCCUUUCAUAUUCAAAUACAAAGAACCAACACUUUUCCACAUUCAAACAAGUACUACUGGAAAGUACAACCUUGUGGAUGGAGAUCAUUAUAAAUUUGACAUGUCUCUGGACACAGACAUCGUACUUACUUAUGCUGCCAAUCAAGACGGAUCUGUUGGUUUUCUUGACCCACUUUCAAAUCAAUAUCCUAGUGUUGGUUUGGUUCAAAAAUUCCAAGUAAAUAUUCCUGUUAAAAGUCACUUGCAGCUUAAAAAUGGUGAGUUGAAAUUAAGGCUGGCGCCCAGGGAACCUGAACAAGAUAGUACAAUUGUCCAUUAUAGUGUAUGGCCAUAUACCGCUAAUCAGAAGAAAGACAGCCUGGUAACCGUAUCACAGGACCCGACCACAAAAGUUAUCACAAGACCUAACAAAGUAUGGGCAAUUGAUUACAAAUUUGGUCAGCAAAUCGGAUCACCAUUCCAAAUUCAAGGAUAUUCCUACUCUAUGGACUAUAGAAGCAUUGGCAGCUUCUUCAAUUAUAACUAUAAUCUCUCUAACAUAAUUAACAUACUCAAACAAAGAGAUAACGCUCAAACUCAUUUCAACUUAAAGUACCUCGGAAAACAGGCUAAGAGUAAGGCGGUUACUUUUACAGCGGUUUAUGAUAUUCUUUACAACCAAAAGAAUAGUGUUCAAAUGGAACCAGUUGCUUUAGAAGUUAAUGAUGUAGCACCUAACAGUCCAUCGCGACGGGAAGAAAUAGUAAAACGAGCUACCUCAGGAAUCAAAUUAGCAAAAUCUCGAGUAUUGGACGUUAGCGCUCAAUUUGAGUCUUCGGAAAAAAUGGAAUUUGCUGCAACGAUCGCCGUUGGUUACAGCGAUAUUGACUCUAAGACGCAAAUUGCCAUUUUCAUGGGAAGAAAUUCAGACCAAUAUGGUCCCGGUCACAUUAAUGUUUUUAACAUCAUUAAUAAGCCAACUUCGAUAUCUCCAAUGAACUUCCAAGAAGCUCUGAAUAAUGAAUUAAAAAUGAACAUUGAAACAGACAUUCGCUAUAACCAAAAAGAAAACAUCCAUAUUAAGGCCACUGCUGAAAGAUCAAAGAAAUACACUGAAGACCUUCAAAACCAUCCUCUGGGUAAAGAAUGUAAACGUGAUAUUGAAAGCGGUAACAACUAUCAGCACAAUUGCCACAGGGCGAUUGUUAUGGCUCAUGCUCCCGAUAGCGUCAAGUUAACGGUUACUUACAAAGACAUAAAUCCAGUGUCAAGAAAUUUCUUCUACCAAGUAUUCAGAGUCGCUGACCGUUUCAGUAUGUGGCAGACGGCAAUGACUCCUCAAAAGGUUAACCCCGAUGGAAAGAUAGAUGUAACUGUAGACGCUUCAUAUUUAACACACACUUUGAACUUAGUUUUGAAUUCUCACCAAGGUGAAAUUCGCCUAAGAAAUAUACCUCUUCCAAUGGUUGCUCCUAGUGCUGUAGCCGUUUAUAAGCCUAUAUUUUGGUUUGAUCGUAUACUUAACCAUUACAGCAAGCAUCAAUACCAACCAUACUGCACAGUUGAUGGUAACAAAGUGAAGAGUUUCAGCGACCGUACUUUUAACUAUACAUUGACUCGAUCUUGGCACGUAAUGUUACAUGACAAUAGACCAGAAAGAAAUGAGAAAUUGGUAGUGAUGGGAAGGAGACCCAGCGAGAAUAAGCAAGAAAUGUAUAUCUCUUACAGAUCUCGUAGUGGCCAAGAGUUAGAAAUUGAACUGAAACCAGCUCCAGCCGGUCAAAAGAACUAUGUUGUGCAGGUGAAGACAAAUGCUAAAAAGAUAUCCGAGGGAGAGCAAACUACUUAUUGGGAUGACGUUGAUGAAAUUCCAAUCCUGGAGUACCACACUGAGGAAAAUGGUGUGUUAAUAAUGAGAAUUAGCGUUAACUAUCUCCAGGUAAUGUACGACGGUUCAAGACUUGUAGUUUUUGCAUACAGUAACCGCGAUACCAACAGAGGUAUCUGUGGGUCCAUGAACGGAGAGGCUCGUGACGAUUAUCUUUCACCGAAUGGUUUAAUUGACCAACCAGAAUACUACGCAGCCUCUUACGCCUUGAUUGAAGCUUCCAGCGAUCCCAAAGAAAAGGAAUUAAACGCUCAAGCCAAGAAAGUGGCUUACCAGCCGAAAAGAAAAUAUACCACUAUUCUACGUUCGGAUGAAGAAUGGCAGAAAAACAUGCGCUUGACGUCAAACGAGGAAUGGGGUUCUCAAAUAAUAUACAGAGCGAGAAACUAUUUAAAGAGCAAAGAGCCUUGUGAGUUGAGACCUCAAGUUCAGUAUUACGAAAACCAUGGUGAGAUUUGCAUAACAACGUCAGCCUUACCUGCUUGUCAAUCGCACUGCACUGGUGGUGAUUACAAUGUUCAAGCAGCUCAGGUUGUUUGUCGGUCUAAGCUCGACCAGCAAUUCCGUACAAACAGGGACCAAAUCCGUCAAGGUCAGAACCCAAAAGUCACCGGCGUUCCUCAGAUAACUCAAUAUAGAGUUCCUGCAUCUUGCAAGGCGUAAACUAAAUUUAGAAUAUUAUUUGACAAAAUGGCUUGACAAAUGGACGAAAUAUAUGUUAAUUACGUAUCUCUUAAUAUAGUAUCUAUAUUUUUAUUUUGGCUGUAUUGUAUAUAUUUAU